AUGCAGGGGCAGGUGGGGGGCUCCAAAACAGCCUCGAUCGUGGCAGACCUGUCCGAGACCACCUUUGAGACGCUCUACGGGGACGAGAGGAUUGGAGGAGAGGUGCAUUCCAUGGCGUGGGACCCCACUGGAGAGAGACUCGCAGUGAUCAUCAGAGGACACCCCGACUCUCCGGGCAGCCAGACGGCCAUCGCCGUGUUCCGCACCCGCAACAGCCCCAUCUUCGAGCUCCUGCCCUGCGGGUUCGUGCGGGGCGAGCGCGGUGCCCAGCCCCAGAUCAUCGCCUUCCACCCCUGCUUCCCACGAGGAGCCCUCCUGACCGUGUGCUGGUCCUCGGGGAAGAUCAGCCACAUCCCCUUCUUCUUCGUCAGUGCCCACGUGCCCCUGGCCAGCCCCCACCGCAGCCCUGUCCCCGUCGUGGCCAGUGUGAGGGAGCAGCCCCUCUUCUCAGAGCUGUGA
Molecule: messenger RNA, 459 nt
Organism: Neopelma chrysocephalum (saffron-crested tyrant-manakin)
Lineage: Eukaryota; Metazoa; Chordata; Aves; Passeriformes; Pipridae
Product: aladin-like
Exons: 5
Coding region: 1-459 (152 amino acids)
Biological process (GO): nucleocytoplasmic transport
Cellular component (GO): nuclear pore
Source: RefSeq, a predicted model, not a curated record